AUGGCCGAACAGUCGACAUCCGACAACCCACCAUCUUCUUCAAUGCUCGUCGUUGCUGAUCGAUCGAUCUUCCCGGAGAACUGUACGUAAAAUAAAAAACUUUUCGGAUCAAUCACUGACUUUUUCAAAUUGCAGUCAUGUCAUUUGUCGUUCAGUUUCCAAGACUCGAUCUCUCGACCAAUGCGGGUAAGAGAGAAACUUAAAUUCCACGUUUUCCGAAUUUAGAAACUGAAUUUCAGGACCAGAUGACGUCAAGAGCACAGAAGACGGCGGCACUCCGGCUGAGAAACUUGGAGAUGGAGCACAGGUCAAAGGAGACGAGGAGCAACUCGGAAAGUCUGGAAAGGAACCGGACAGAGGUCAGUGCAAAUAGUAUUUGAACCUGAAAAACUUCAAAUUUUCAAAAUUUUCCCUUGUAAUCAGAAUAUGGAUCAUAAAAUAUAUAGAUAAUUACUAAAGUCACUUACCUUUUUAUUUGAAAGGGGUAGCAAGCCAAAAAAUUCACGUUUUUCCCCCAUUUUUAGAAACAUUUUGGGCGGAAAAACAGCAUUUAGUUUACAACAACUUCAACUUGGAAACCUGAAGAUACCUUGAGUUCCUCUGACAAUUUCAAAGUCAAAUAUUGUGAGCACAUUUGAAAAACAAAAAUUAAUUUUGUUACAGAGACUUCGCAAGAGAACACAUCGCCCGAGGGCCCAAACACGCUCCGCAGAAGCACGAGACGCAAGCCGGGACCAGCGAAAAGAUUUGAUGAGGAGGUGAAUCAGAAGCGCUGCGUACCGUGUACCGUGUCAUGUUUUUUCUUUUUACAGUACGGAGAGAAGGGGCCAAUUCCUAAAGAACAACUUGAGCACAUGAAAGAGUGGAAGCCGAUAGAACCCGAAAGAUUGGCUGACAUCUUGGAGACGGUGAGUUACAUAGUGAAUUUAUCUGAAAAUUCAAGGACAAAGUGAUUUGCAGAGAAGAUUUGUGGAGGAAGAGAUGGCGAGAAGAAAAGCGGCAAAAGAUGAAAUAGACAGUAAGACUUGCAACUUGUACGAGGUCAAGCCUUACGAAUUUCUGGAUAUUGCGGAUUUGGAAGAUUUUCUCGAGCAAUCAGAGAAGGAGCAAGCAGAGGAGGACGAUCCGCAAGAUUCUCUGAACUUCGAACAAUUGGAGUACAAUCAAGUUUAUUUUCAGUCGCCAAUUGACCAGCAAGAACUUAUGAAUCUCAUCGAUAGUUAUUGA
Messenger RNA from Caenorhabditis sp. 36 PRJEB53466, 1227 nucleotides. NCBI's taxonomy places the organism in Eukaryota, Metazoa, Nematoda, Chromadorea, Rhabditida, Rhabditidae. The record is from the annotation of a GenBank genome assembly.